Messenger RNA from Neogale vison (American mink), 1087 nucleotides. It is a transcript of the gene SOX15, whose product is annotated as SRY-box transcription factor 15. The record is from RefSeq and is a predicted model, not a curated record. The transcript has 3 exons. Gene Ontology annotation, molecular function: DNA-binding transcription factor activity, RNA polymerase II-specific; RNA polymerase II cis-regulatory region sequence-specific DNA binding. Gene Ontology annotation, biological process: cell differentiation; positive regulation of transcription by RNA polymerase II; negative regulation of transcription by RNA polymerase II. NCBI's taxonomy places the organism in Eukaryota, Metazoa, Chordata, Mammalia, Carnivora, Mustelidae. The coding region runs from base 167 to 868 and encodes 233 amino acids.
CACAGACGUUGAGGCCAGGGAGACGAGUUCCUCUGGAACGACUCGAGACUAGGAAGACACUUGCAUUUUAAGGACCCCGGGUUUGGGUACCGACGUUGCGCUUCGGAAGGGAGGGCGCGCGGGACGCCCUCUCAAGGCUUCCCUCCUCCCCCCGCCCCACGCCCCCAUGGCGCUUCCCGGCCCUCCCCACGACCAGGUCUGGAGCCUGCAGCCUCCUGCCCCCGCGGCUCCUGCCAACUCGCCCUCGGGCUGUCAGGAGCGGGAGGGGGCCGGGAGCCCAGGGGUCUCCGGGGGGCUCCCCCUGGAGAAGGUGAAGCGGCCCAUGAACGCGUUCAUGGUGUGGAGUUCCGCGCAGCGCCGCCAGAUGGCGCAGCAGAACCCGAAAAUGCACAACUCGGAGAUCUCCAAGCGCCUGGGCGCGCAGUGGAAGCUGCUGGGCGAGGACGAGAAGCGGCCCUUCGUGGAAGAGGCCAAGCGGCUGCGCGCCCGGCACCUGCGCGACUACCCCGACUACAAGUACCGGCCUCGGCGCAAGGCCAAGAGCUCCGGCGCCGGGGCGCCCCACUUCGGCGCGGGGAGUGGCAGCGUGGCUGCUGGCGGGCCAGUCUGGGGCCCCGGGUUCGCGACCACCCAGGGGAGCAGAGGCUUUGGGUACCAGCCGCCCAACUACUCCACAGCCUACCUGCCCGGCGGAUACGGCUCUUCCCACUGUAAACCAGAGACGACUUCACCGUGCACCCUCCCUCAGAGUAACCCCCGGCUCCAGGGAGAGCUGCUCCCCCACUAUAGCCCCUACCUCCCCCCAGGCUCUCCCACUCCGUACAACCCUCACCUGUCGGGGUCCCCCCUGCCCCUGACCCACCUCUAACCCUGGUGGACACGGACCUCCCAGGAAGGGCCCCUUCCUCCCCCUCCUCCUCUGUCUUCACCCAGAACCUCCCACCCCCACUCCAAGCUGCAAACCCUCCUUUAGAACUCUGUUGGACCCCAGUUCAGAGGAGGCCUGUGCGAUGGUCCGCAUCUGUGCUGCCACCUCCCCCCCAAAACACACUUUUUUUGUAGGAUGAACACAGUUUUUACAAUUAAA